Molecule: messenger RNA, 447 nt
Organism: Cooperia oncophora
Lineage: Eukaryota; Metazoa; Nematoda; Chromadorea; Rhabditida; Trichostrongylidae
Source: the annotation of a GenBank genome assembly
AUGCCCCUACCAACAGAAGCCCUUGCAACGCAACUGGUCUUUUUGCGAAUGCAGAACUGUGAUGAGCUGAUCUUGGAGCCUUCCUCACCACUACUAUUAGAGAACGGGAAAAUUGACCCGGGCUACUCCAAGAGUGGAACAGACAGUCUCGAAGAUAAACGACGAAAAUCAUCACUUUCGGAUGACUACAAAGCUAGAGCCUACCAGGAAGCGGAAAGACAGCGAGAGAAGCUUUAUCAUCCAAUCGAAGAAGCUUAUUCACCGGAGUAUCAUUUGUUUCUUCUGCUCCUCACGUCUGUACUCGUCGGUUUAGUGGUACUGGCCAUAUUCUCAUUGAAACCAGAACAGGAAGGAGAGAUCGCAGAAGAACCUUCCACGUUUGGCAAGCGGCACCCUGGAUUGGUAAUGAUGACUGAGAAUAUCGACUGUUCAAUUCAGAUGAAGUGA